Messenger RNA from Nycticebus coucang (slow loris), 1907 nucleotides. It is a transcript of the gene SGCG, whose product is annotated as sarcoglycan gamma. The transcript is spliced from 8 exons. NCBI's taxonomy places the organism in Eukaryota, Metazoa, Chordata, Mammalia, Primates, Lorisidae. Gene Ontology annotation, biological process: heart contraction; cardiac muscle tissue development. Gene Ontology annotation, cellular component: sarcolemma; sarcoglycan complex. The record is from RefSeq and is a predicted model, not a curated record. Bases 115 to 990 code for a protein of 291 amino acids.
GGUGAAGCUGUGAUCCUUUCCUCUCCUGCGUAAGUACUGGAAAAGUCUGAAACAUUCCGUCUUGGAUAGAGCUUCGGGGAAACCAGUUAUAGUGUGAUUUUCAAAAUAUCUAAGAUGGUUCGCGAGCAGUACGUCACAGCCACAGAAGGCACCAGCAUAGAAAGGCCAGAGAAUCCAUGCAUCUGCAAAAUUGGCAUUUAUGGCUGGAGAAAACGUUGCCUCUAUUUGUUUGUUCUUCUUUUACUCAUCAUCCUUGUUGUGAAUUUUGCUCUUACAAUUUGGAUCCUUAAAGUGAUGUGGUUUUCUCCAAUAGGAAUGGGUCAUUUGCAUGUAACACAAGAUGGACUUCUCCUGGAAGGGGAAUCAGAAUUUUUAUUCCCAUUAUAUGUCAAAGAAAUACACUCUAGAAAGGACUCAUCUCUUCUUCUACAGUCCACUCAGAAUGUGACUGUGAAUGCACGCAACUUGGAAGGGGAGGUCACAGGCAGGUUAAUAGUGGGUCCCAAAAUGGUAGAAGUCCAGAGUCAACUCUUUCAGAUCAACUCCAAAGAUGGAAAGCCACUAUUUACUGUUGAUGAAAAGGAAGUUAUGGUUGGUACAGAUAAACUUCGAAUAACUGGACCUGAAGGAGCUCUUUUUGAACAUUCAGUGGAGACACCCCUUGUCACCGCAGACCCAUUUCGAGAACUUAGGUUAGAAUCCCCCACACGGAGUCUAAGCAUGGAUGCUCCAACAGGUGUUCAUAUUAAAGCUCAUGCUGGAAAAAUCGAGGGCCUUUCUCAGGAGGAUAUCAUUUUCCAGAGUAGUGACGGAAUGCUUGUGCUUGAUGCUGAAACUGUGUUUUUACCCAACUUGGUGCAGGGAACCUGGGGUCCCACUGCCAGCUCACAGGGACUCUAUGAGAUUUGUGCAUGUUCAGAUGGGAAGCUGUACAUGUCGGUAGCUGGCAUGGGCACCACGUGCCAGGAGCACAGUCACAUCUGUCUCUGAGCUGCCCACCUCUUCCAUGGAGCAUCUGCCCCUCCAAUGAGCUGUGCGGGCUGCUGGCCUCAAGCCCUCACACUCGGGGAGCAGCUGGACAUCCUGUAGGACUGGGAAGAUGAGCACCGACAGGAAGCCAGAGGACAUGCUUUCCAGAGGAAUUCAGAAACUACAUGAUCUCAAAAUGGCACAUGGAUGUUAGAAACAGAAAGUAGAUGAAAUACCAAAGCAAUGUAUUUAUUCCCUCGGAUUAAUUUUCAUGAGAACAAUUUCAACUAUUCUUUUCCUCACCUCCCUCCCUAUCAAAAUGUUGAGUUGCUGUGUGGAAUUGAUUUAUGAUGUUUAAUUGUGGAUACGUAACUCCCUAUGAAAGUUGCAUUGGUCAAUACUAAAAUGUCCCCAAACUUCUGUGCAGCAUGUCCUAUCACUCAAACUUCAAGUUCUCCCUUCAGUUUGAUGCAAAGUGUAUGAAGUUUCACAUAAAAAUCUUUAAUUUUAGGCUAGGUACAGUGGCUCACACCUGUAAUCCAAGUGUGCUGGAAGGCCAAGAUGGAAGGAUUGCUUGAGCUCAGGAGUUCAAGAUCAGCCAUAGCAAGAGCAAAACUUCAUGUCUACUAUAAUAAAAAUAGAAAAAUUAUCUGAGCACUGUGGUGUGCACCUUUGGUCCCAGCUACUGGGAGCCUGAAGCAAGACGAUUGCUCAAGCCCUGGAGUUUGAGGUUGCUGUGAGUUAUGAUGACUCCACAGCACCCUAGCCAGGGCAACAGACCAAGACUCUGUCUCACAAAAAAAAAGAAAAAGAAAGAAAAGAAAAGAAAAUCUUUAAGUUUUAAAGGGUUGAUCUGAUUUUUCAGUAUGUAGUCCAAGGAAUAAAUUACACAAAAUUAGUCAUAUAAGCAAUAAAUAUCAACCUGUAUUUUUCACAGA